AUGUCUCUGAUCGUCAAUGUGGCCAAACGGCGACUCAGCGCCUCGGCGACGCAAGCGACGGCGGCUGCAACCAAGCGGACGAAGCCGGUGGGCCACCCCAUCGUGUGGAUUGACUGCGAAAUGACGGGAUUGGACGUCUACAACGACCACAUCAUCGAGAUCUGCUGCCUCAUCACCGACGGCAAUCUCGACCUUCUCGACGAGAAAGGGUACGAGCUGACCGUGUACUACCCGAAGUCGGUGCUUGAUCUGAUGAACGAGUGGUGUGUUAAACAGCACGGCCAGCUGGGGCUCACGCAAAAGAUCCUCGACCACCCCGACCAAACCUUGGAGAAGGUCAACCUGGAGCUCCUCGAGUACGUGAAGACGUACGUGCCCGAACCGAGAACGGCGGUGAUGGCCGGUAACUCGAUCCACAUGGACAAGUUCUUCAUGAUGCGCGAGUUCAAGCCCGUCGUCGACCACUUGCACUACCGGCUCAUCGACGUGCUGCUGAUCCUGGAGUUCGGCAAGAGACACAACCCGGAGUUGAUGAAGUGCACUCCCCGCAAGCGGACGUUGCACACUGCUCGUUCCGACAUUAUCGAGCUGAUCAACCAGCUCAAGUGGUACAGGGAAAACUACUUGAAGCUGGCUGACGAAACCAAGGAAGUGGUGGCCCAAUUUGAGGAUGAACAAAAGAAGGAGCGCGCAGAAAAGGAGCAGGCAGAAAAGGAGCUGAAUGGGGAGAAGCAACUGGCAGAGAAGGAGGCGUCAUCCUAA
Molecule: messenger RNA, 762 nt
Organism: Diutina rugosa
Lineage: Eukaryota; Fungi; Ascomycota; Pichiomycetes; Serinales; Debaryomycetaceae
Gene: REX2
Product: Rex2p
Exons: 1
Coding region: 1-762 (253 amino acids)
Cellular component (GO): mitochondrion
Molecular function (GO): nucleic acid binding; 3'-5'-RNA exonuclease activity
Source: RefSeq, a predicted model, not a curated record